GUUCAAACCUAUUUCCCUCACCGCCGCUGCUACCAUUGCAUCAACCCAUCUCCGACAGCCCUCACCGCCGACAACCCUCACCGCCGCCGUUGGUUUUUCCUACCCUUACUGCCGAUCGUUAGCCCCUCCUUUUCUCACCGUUGCUGCAGUGCCGAUCGGAGAACACCACCGCUGGAUGUUCGCUUGGACAAUUAGGCUUCUUGAAGCUGGAUUGAAGCCAGUACACUCAAAAAGAGCAGAUGCUACUGAGGACUUGAACAAGGCCUUAGUGAUUGGCAAUAAGGAACAGAUUGAGAAAUUCAGUAAACAAACAGUAAAGGUGACAAAGAAACACAAUGAAGACUGUAAAAAGCUUCUAAGGCUCAUGGAAGUGCCUGUAAUUGAGGCUCCUUCAGAAGCAGAAGCACAGUGUGCUGCUCUUUGCAAAUAUGGAAAGGUUUAUGCAGUUGCCUCUGAAGACAUGGAUUCUCUAACAUUUGGAGCACCUAGAUUUCUUCGCCAUUUAAUGGAUCCAAGCUCAAAAAAAGUCCCCGUGAUGGAAUUUGAAGUUUCAAAGGUUUUGGAGGAGCUAAAUCUUACCAUGGAUCAAUUCAUCGACUUGUUCAUUCUUUCUGGGUGUGAUUAUUGUGAUAGCAUUCGGGAUUCGAGAUUUGAUAUGGACAUGUUUGGUAAUUUGAAGGGCAGAUGGUGGCUCAUUUUGUGUUUUUGUUCAUAUUACCUUACAUGUAUUUUGGUUGUGUUGUAAAUUUUAUAUUUUUGUCGGUAUUACGGGACAUGUUUGUUAAUCCGCCCUUGAUAUUUUACUUUUGUUGAUAUUAGUAGACAUGUUUUUUGUUGGAUAUUAGGAGAUGUGUUUGGUAAUCUGCAUACGGUUGAUAUUAUAUUUUUGUGGAUAUUAGUAAACAUUUUUUGUGGAUA
Camellia sinensis is the source of this 918-nucleotide messenger RNA. Lineage: Eukaryota; Viridiplantae; Streptophyta; Magnoliopsida; Ericales; Theaceae. The record is from RefSeq and is a predicted model, not a curated record.